GCUUUACCAGUAUUUGCAACUGCAAUUAAAAAAAUUCGGUUCCGCCAUAAACAGAGGAAUAUUCUCGCAGAUGAAGAAGGGGAAGAAGCUAUGUUUUCCUCCUUUGCCCUUGAGGAGUUUAUAAUCAGAUUUGCCAAACGCAGAUUAAAAAUCACAAAUCCCGAAGCUAAUGUUACCAGCAAAGAACUGGGUAAGUUGAAGAAAAACUGGUUAUAUUUUGUUAAAAAACAUUGUUAUCGUUACCAUUGUCUUUGCCGUUAUUGUUACCGUUAUCGUAUCUGUUAUCGUUAUUGUUAUCGUCAUCGUUGAUGAUGUGACUAUUUUCAUCAUCAUUAUUAUUUUACUAUAGCGUUUCAAGUCAGACGUAAUGUUCACCGAAAAGGAAGGGAUUUUCUCUUCAAUGGAAGCAAUGGGGAGAACUUUAUCAAGAUUCCCUCAGCUAAUCUACAUCCGAAUGGUAGGUGUAUUCAUUUUGGUUUAGUUCUUCACUUCUCGGCGAACCUGGAAAUUCAUUGGACUUCAUUUUUAUCUGCUCUUUUUCGCAUAGUAGGACCAACAGCUCGUAAGUGGUCGAUUUCAUUUUUUUUUAAAUUCAGUUCUCCUUCCUCUUAAAAAUAGGAUCCGUAGUACUCGGGAUUGAAUACAACAGCCUUCAGGAGCUUUUUUCAAACUACUCAGCAGGCUCUGGAGGAACCAACAAAACCUGGUUUGUAAAUUUUAAAAUAUAAGCCACAGACAGAAAAAAAAAAAAAAAAAAAAAAAAAGAGGCUAAUUUGUGAUUGCUGAGUUUGGUUUAUUUCAGGAUACUGGACAGUAAAAUUAUAUCCGCUGUAGUAGAUCCUUUGCUAGAAGUGCUAACAGAGAACGUCACCUUGGUUUUUCAAAACACGAAGGUAUUUUUUUCUUUUUUUAUCAUUUUCCUUUGUUUGUUUGCUUGUUUGUUUUUGUUUUUCUUUAUUUGUUCCUUUCCGUGGCUACGGGUUCCCAUUACAGUCGAUGUAAGUUAGGAUUAAGUUCGCGUUACAUUGUAUGAGCCCCAAACCAAUCACAUUUCAUCGCAUUUCGACUCCUUAAUUGAAAUACAAAAAGUAAGAGAAAAAAAAAAUGUCAUUUCCUAACCAUAUUCUUUAAUACUCAAAUUAACUUUUGUUGAAAACAAAUUUAGACCUCAUUUGUGGGGUUGCCCCAGGGACCUUCAUGUUGAGAAUUACCAUUUGACUUGGAGGGUAACACUAAUAUUCUAUAACUGAUGACGCCUUACUAGUCAGCUACUAGUAAGGCAUCACUGGGGCGAGCGCUGAAGCCUCACUAUAUUACCCUUUCAAUCACAACACUUGACUCUAUUUUUCCUUUAGGUGAAUCGUAAAAAAAGAACAUGUGUAUUCUGGAGCUUCUCUGAAGAAAAGUAAGCACUACAGUGGCAUAAAUUUUAUUAUUUCAUCGUAAACGAAGCUCAAAGUAUUAGAAAUCACUUUGGAGAUAUGAGUAGAGUGAACUGGAUUAUUUUCAGGUGGAGGGAGAGGGAGGUUUCUAAUUGAAAAAGUUAUUUUGACUCCUUUCUCCUUGUCUUAUUCGUUUUUAAAGCUUUGGGGGUUGGUCAAGUGAAGGAUGUCAAACAAAGAUGAUAUCAGAUCAUUACACGGAAUGUGUUUGCAAUCAUCUCACCCACUUCGCUGUACUCAUGGAUUUCACCAACAAUGCUGAUGACGGGAAGGUGACUAUUUUUUGUUCUACAAAAUAAAAUUAUAUGGACCUAAAAAGGUACAUAGAAGCAUAAAAGUAUCGCAUUUAUUUUUAUUUGUUAAUAUAAACACUUCCUUUGAUACAGAUAAAAUAAUUAUGACCUUUACAGUUUUUCAAUCAGGAUAAAACUCGUUCGUCAGAUGAGCAUGACAAAAUAUUGACACUCCUUACUCGAGUAGGGAUGGCUUCAUCUCUCACCGGAGUCGCACUAACAAUUAUCAGCUAUCUUCAGCUCACGUAAGUACAUUUAAUUAACACUGAUAUCCCUUGAACUGUAUUGUGAGAAAUUAACUAUAUCUAAAAGGAUGGAAAAUAAGUCGUCAAAUCAGUUUUGGAUCGAUGUCAGCACAGAUCGACCGUAUCUGGAAAAGAAAUCAAACGUUUUGAGAUGAUCUUUCUUAAAAAAUGAUAUUUCAAUGGAAACUUUCUGGUCAGUAUUCUUUUAUUCAUUCGUUAUUCACAAAUUAAUUCCUAUAAAAAGUGUAUUAUGUCAGCAUAAUUAUAUUAUUCGUUCGUUUGGUGGAUCAUUUGCAGUUGUCUUUUUGAUGGUUUCCUUUACAAUUCAUUGAUCCUUUUAGUCUGACUGCUAAAUCGAUUUCAAUUAGUUACUAUUUAUUGGCUCGUUUGCAGAGACAGAAACUUACCUUUGUGUCACAUACGGGUUAGUCUGACAUCCUGCAUUGGAGCAGGACAUAUCAUCUUUUUCGCUGGAAUCGACUUCACUGAAAACCAGGUGACUCUUUGAACCUCCUGUUCUUGUAAUUGUUUGUUUGUUUGCUUGUAUUUAAUUUGGUCCCAGCUUCUUAAUGAUUUGAAGACUGACUGAUCCAUCGAGUGAUUCUUUUUCUUGUUCUUGUUCUUUCUUUUUUUUUUUCCCUCGGUUUUGCAUGUUUUCUAUGUCGUAGUUUUGCCUUGUUCGUUCUGUUUAUUUUGGUUUCUGUUUCUUUCUGUUUUUCGGAUUAUUAUUUCGGCAAAUACCAUUUGACGGGAAAAUUAUAACACUUUUACGGAUUAUCUAUUUCUUGCAGGCUGCUUGUGUAGCUGUGGCAGCUCUUAUGCAGUAUUUCCUGAUGGCCAGUUUUUGCUGGAUGCUUGUCGAGGGGAUUUAUAUCUAUUUAUUUGUUGUAAAGGUUUACAACAUUACCGAUAAAAUGUAUCGCUAUCAUGGCUUUUGCUGGGGUGAGGAGAUUGUCAACAAAUGAGAAAAAUGGGAUAGGACUUGAAGAAAUACUUGAGGAAAUAUCUCGAUUCUGAUUUGCAAAAACCAAACUGAACAAAAAGAUCUUAAAAUGGCUUUGUUUUUUAAUUCUUCAAAUGAACACACGCAUUUUUUGGAAACCAUUGCAUCGUCUCGAGUUGUACCUAAGCUAAUAGUUAAAUAUUCCCUGUGCUCAUUAGAGUUAGUUAUAAAUGCAAAUUUAGUUGGCUGAAGUAAGGCAGCUUUGUCGAAUUUGCGGUGAUUUAGUAAUUUCAUACCCACAGCCAAAAGGUUUCGAGAGUUAACAACAUAAAAAAUCACAUUGAAAAUUCAUAUAAUCGCGUAACAACUUACCGUCGGUGGUUUAUUAAAAUCAUCAACUUCUACAGUCAUCGGCUUUGGCAAAUGUAAUAACACUAGAACUUGAUUAUUUUUGCUAUAAUGUCUAACUUAAACUGGCAAUCUUUUAUCUUUACUUUCCUCAGGACUGCCUGCAAUCGUAGUUGCUGUAUCUCUGCCAAUCGCUGCAGGAAAUGAUGGAAUCGAAACUUUUGUCAAUGAUGAAAAGUAAGUUUUAAAGUUUGUUAAUUUUAUCGACUGCAUACAAAAUGGUGGAAGCCUGAAUUCAUGAACCUGAAAAAAAAGGGGGGAAUGGGGGAAGGUAAAGGAGAAAAAUCCUGGUGCCAUAGUGUGACCUUCCCUUUUCCCUGACUCCUAUAUUUUGUGAACCAGGACUAAGGAAUGCAAGGGCUUAAUAACAGAAACCUGCAGCCCUUUCAACUGGCCUCCCUUCCCCCCCCCCCUUACCCACCAGGCACCCCCUUCUUUCAAGCUGCAAGCUGUGGAUCUCUCAAUGUAUUACAGUACAAGUAGUGGAAGAGUUUUUUAAUGUAACGUAAAGGCAACAUGCUGUAUCAAAAAUGAGUUUGGAUUUGACAUUCUGCCAUGAAACACCUUUAAAUGCUGCUAUCGACGUAGAAAACAAAUUUAAACUUUGUUCCACUGUGCCUUUUUUUUCUAAUUCUAAGCUGCUGGAUGUCCUCCUCUAAUAAUAUCAUCUGGAUAUUUGUUUCCUUUGUUGGACUGAUCGCAAUUGUAAGUGGCAACAGAUUGAAUUUCUUCGAUGGAUACCAGUUUUAGUCAUCUGAAAAUAUUUGUUUCACCGUUGAUUAGAUCAACAUUUUUUCGAUCAUUUCUAUUCUCUUGAUGAGUCUUUAAAAUUCCUAUUGGAAAACUUACAACAGAAGCAAGGGCAAUAAAAAAAUAUCCGACAGUUCCUUUUUUCCCUUUUCAUCUUCUCCCUCUUCUUUUGUUUUCCUUUUUAAUAACUGAAGAUUAACAUGAUGAUCCUCGUGCGAGUUAUCAAGGAAUUAACAACAAUCCAACAUGUGAAGGGGAGCCAAACUGAGCAGAUCAGGUGGGAUUAUUAGUGUUUCUUCUCCUUAAAUGCCUUGCUUGUUACAAAGAAAAACUGGCCUAGACAGGCUUGACAGGCUUUGAAUGACGCCCUAGCACAUAAAAUAUGGUGAGUUUUCGAUGGAAGACCUUCAAAGUGCUUCUUUUGUCACUCCCAACAUUAUAUCGCAACUAUUCAUUACCUUCAAUUUAAGAGUCUUCAAUCUUUCUUUAUUUCAGCUUGUGGGAAAAAGAUUUAGAAUUCAGUUUAACGCUUGGGUUUUCAAAGUGACUAUUCAUUUGGUCUCUUUCAGGCUUGGUGUUCGUGCAUGCGUGGUGUUGGUCCCAUUGCUGGGUGUCACGUGGCUGGUUGGCUUCCUUGUGCCGUUACACAUCGCCUUUUCCUACAUUUUUGUAAUCCUUAAUUCCAAUCAGGUAACGUCGUCUAAAAUCUUAAAGGUUUGUUCAAGCAUUUGCUUACCCAUGGGUAGAGAUAAGAGCGUACUUACAACGUGAUAAGCGUCAGAAAUACUGAAAAGCGCCUCCAUAUCUCAGGAUAAUUCAGAAUAACUUUUAGACACCAGACCCGUGACCCUCCGUAAAUAAGCCGACUCGCGACCAUUUAAACCUUCCUUUUGCACUUGUAUUUUUUAUCUUUAAAGCCUUAGCUCUGCUUAAAAAUGAUAUUAGAGUCAACAUGAACUACAUCUGACGGAUAGUGUUAUAUUCGGGAAAAUAAGCCUCAGAUAAGUCAACAAUCGUAGAUGAUAAGGAAAAGAGAUCUCUAGCAGAGUUGUUCUAAAGGACACAACCCUACAUUGACGACAAAAAAAAAAAAAAAAAAAAGAAAGAAAGAAAGAACAGAAGAGUAAAGCUGCUUUUAUUUCUGUAUCUUUUUUCUUAUUUGUUUUAUUAUCAACUAAUGGAGUUUUAUCUAUAUUUUGUCGAAGGGAUUCUUUAUUUUCUUCUGUCACUGUUUGGGAAAUAGUGAGGUAUAUAUGAAUUUUGAGUCUCUGUAAUUCAUAUCAAGAAAAACUUGUUAAACAUAAUAAGUACCUCUGAUUUUACCUUUAAUUCCUAUCCAGAUAAGGGGGCGUUUCAAAAGAAGAAUCUUAAAAGUCCCCCCAGAUGCAUCUAAUCAAAGGCAAGGUGACAAUAGA
Molecule: messenger RNA, 5496 nt
Organism: Pocillopora meandrina
Lineage: Eukaryota; Metazoa; Cnidaria; Anthozoa; Scleractinia; Pocilloporidae
Source: the annotation of a GenBank genome assembly